Messenger RNA from Mesorhabditis belari, 315 nucleotides. Lineage: Eukaryota; Metazoa; Nematoda; Chromadorea; Rhabditida; Rhabditidae. The record is from the annotation of a GenBank genome assembly.
AUGACUUCUGUAACGUGUUCUCCAUCACUGGCUGAUAUGCGAGCCGCACAAGCUGAUCAUUUAGAUCGAAUGAAAGAAUCGCUGAGAGAAGUCGAUGCAAAGGAUGUAGUGCCAAUCUUGGUGGCUCGACGAGUUCUCCAGUCAUUCGAGAUGAGCAAAGUUUAUGAUCAACAAUCGCCGCACAGUCAAAUGGAUGUGCUGAUCGAGAUUCUCAAAACAAAACUCAAUUGGGUUGGCCCAAUGACCGACGCGUUAAUUAAAAAUGGAAAGGCGCCAAUCGCUCAGCAACUCAUCAAGCUUCAAACGGAGCGAAAU